Molecule: messenger RNA, 2004 nt
Organism: Heterobilharzia americana
Lineage: Eukaryota; Metazoa; Platyhelminthes; Trematoda; Strigeidida; Schistosomatidae
Source: the annotation of a GenBank genome assembly
AUGUCAGCUUACGUAGACUUCUCGACUGUGUUCAGUUUUGAUCAUAGAGGUCAGUAUGUAAAACUUUCUCCUGAUCGGACGAAAGCUCGUCGACAAGUUGGCUUUUGUGACGGUGUAGUUAUUUCUCAAAGCUUUAUUCGUCCUGGCGAACUCGUAGCUGUUGAAAUUACGGAAACACAACGAGGCUGGAGUGGUGAUUUGAGGGUUGGAUUUACUUUAUUACCAGACCAGUUGCUCUUGCCCCUACCCAGAUUCGCUUUGCCAGCAUUAGUUUCUCAAGGUAGAAGUUGGAUUGUUCCAGUUGGAACUGCUGUGGCUCUUCUCUUGUCUCAUCAUCAUCAGACGUACUGGAAACGACAACAGCUGAAGUGUAGCCGUCAGUUGAAUAGAUCUAGUAUCAAUCCCCUUACAUUCUUCGAUUCAUUUAAUAUGUUCUGUGGUAGACAAACCGAUAUACCCAAUAUGAAUCCGAUAAACGGUACUAUCAGCAAUCCUAGUUUAUUGGGAGUUAAUUCUCAUGUGGAUAAACAAUCAGUUCACUUACAAGUUAUGCGUUCCUAUGUUUGUACUUGCUGCCUACACACUAAACGUGGUAGAGUACCACUGAGUCAACUGGUGCCACAUGAGUUAGAACUAACACUACCUCAGAUGUUGAAAAAGGUUUCUCAUUGUAUUUCUCCUAAUUACAGAAUUCGAGAGAAAACUGUUGUUAUAGUAGGCAUUGGAGGUGUUGGAUCAGUGACUGCAGAAAUGCUUGUGCGGUGUGGAAUUGGACGUUUAAUUUUAUUUGAUUAUGAUAAAGUUGAACUGGCUAACAUGAACCGAUUAUUCUUCCAGCCUCAUCAAUCUGGUCUCAGUAAAGUUGCUGCUGCUGCGUCUACCUUAAAUUUCAUUAAUCCAGAUGUGCAGAUUGAAGCCCAUAACUACAAUAUAACCUUAGUGGAGAAUUUCGAUCACUUUCUUAAUCGACUCAAGCAUGGUGGUUUAAAGUCUGGAAGUCCUGUAGACUUAGUGUUAAGUUGUGUUGACAAUUUUGAAGCUCGUAUGACGAUCAAUAAAGCGUGCAAUCUACUUGGUCAGGUAUGGUAUGAAUCUGGUGUCAGCGAAGAUGCUGUUAGCUGUCAUAUCCAGUUGAUGUAUCCUGGAAGAACUCCAUGUUUUGAAUGUUUACCACCACUGAUUGUAGCUAGUGGAUUGGAUGAGAAGACGUUAAAACGUGAAGGUGUCUGCGCAGCAUCACUGCCUACUACUAUGGCUCUAGUUUCUUCACUGCUAGUUCAAAAUACUUUAAAAUAUCUUCUGAAAUUCGGAGAAGUUUCCAGUUAUUUAGGUUACGGAGCGGCUAAAGAUUCGUUCUAUCGUGUUGAUCUGAAGGUGAAUCCAGAUUGUGCUGAUCACUGGUGUAAUAAGCGUCAAACUGAGUGGCGUAGUUAUUUACAACGAAUGAAUUUUUCGCCUAAUUCACCUUGGGAUAUUGAAGAACGCAUAAAAGCAGAUAAACUUAAACAAGAAAAACUCCAAGAAGCUCUGUUGAAAUUGAGACAUGAAGAAAACGAUUUUGGUAUCGAGUUGGAAUCAGAAUCAUCUACAGAAUCUUCAAACGAUAAAAUUGGUUUAUUCACUUCGAGUUCUGAAGUGAAUGGUGUAAAAACACUAUAUCCUGUUAAGGACAGAAAACUGGAUGCGGAUUCUCAGAAUGCAUCAGGCUCUUUUGUCUCACAAACAGAUGAUAGUCUCGAGGCGCUUAUGGCAAAAAUGAAGCAAUUGUGAUCAUUCUUUUUACGUUUUUGGUAAUGCAAGUUUUCUUUCUUUCCAAUUUGCUGUCUUAUUGGAUACAUCUCUAUUUUAAGUACGAUGAUAUGUGAUAUUUCUAUAUUUUCUUCAUCCCUCCUCACUUUUUGUCUGCAAGUUAUUCCUUCGAUAAUGGGCUAUAUUUUAUAUACUACAAGGUAACUAUGAUUCUGGAUGUUGUUCUAAUAAAAAGUGAAUAAAAUUGGGCUAGAA